Molecule: messenger RNA, 4026 nt
Organism: Fonsecaea erecta
Lineage: Eukaryota; Fungi; Ascomycota; Eurotiomycetes; Chaetothyriales; Herpotrichiellaceae
Exons: 1
Coding region: 1-4026 (1341 amino acids)
Biological process (GO): tRNA wobble base 5-methoxycarbonylmethyl-2-thiouridinylation
Cellular component (GO): cytosol; elongator holoenzyme complex
Molecular function (GO): tRNA binding; protein binding
Source: RefSeq, a predicted model, not a curated record
AUGCGAAAUCUGAAGACAGUCGCAUAUCGUGAGACCCGCCUACCGGACGGUUUGCCUCUAACAGCCACAGCAUGGGACACUUCGACAAAUGCUAUAAUUUGUGCAUUCGGCCCAACUCCCACACAGCCUGUUAUCGAACUCAGAAGAAAGAUCGGAACCACGUCUCGUCAUGGCGAGUUCGUGACCAUCACUUCAUGGGAUUCACCAUGUCCACUUCCACAUCUCGAAUGUGACGAGAUCCUGUUACUCCAAUAUUUCCCAGACAUCGCAACAUCUUGUCUUGUCCUGGCUGGCGGAGAUGUUGUGGUUGUGCGGGAGGAUCCAAGCCCAGAACAAGAAAAGAUUGAAAUUGUCGGCACCGUCGACGUCGGAAUCUGUGCUGCUGCUUGGGCUCCAGAUGAAGAAUUACUGGCCAUUGUCACCCGUGCGGACACACUCGUCCUGAUGAGCAGGACUUUCGAACCGCUCAAUGAAGGUACUCUAUCUCCAGAAGACCUCAAGGCUUCCAAACAUGUGUCGGUUGGCUGGGGUCACAAGGAAACUCAAUUCCAAGGCCGACGCGCAAAAGCUAUGCGAGAUCCUACAGUACCGGACAACGUCGAUGAGGGCAAGCUGAGCCCGUUUGAGGACCACAAAGUGAUGGUCAGUUGGCGAGGCGACGGGCAAUACCUUGCCGUCAGCAGCGUGGUGCGUGGUCAACGCCGAGUAAUCCGAGUCUUCACGCGUGAGGCUGUCCUCGACAGCGCUAGUGAGCCGGUCGACGGUAUGGAGUCCGCAUUAAGCUGGAAGCCCUCGGGCAAUCUCAUUGCCAGUGUCAAGCGGUCUGAGAAUAAGCUGGAGGUCGUGUUCUUUGAGCGAAACGGUCUCCGUCAUGGUCAAUUCGAUCUUAGAACGACCAAAGAAGAAAUGGAUGAGUGGGCGUCUAGCAUUUCCCUUUCAUGGAACACAGACUCGACCGUUCUGGCUGUCGCUUUUAAGGACAGGGUUCAGUUUUGGACGAUGGGCAAUUAUCACUACUAUCUGAAACAAGAGGUUCUUCUCCAUUCAUCUGGCUCCAGAUGGCCACUGAGGUGGCAUCCCGAAACACCGCUGAGGCUGUCCCUUGGUGAUACCGAAAAGCUCUUGGACCUCACGUUCCUUUCCGCAGUAUCAGCGGGUAGCAUAGUCCCCCCGCAAGACUAUGGCAUUGUCGGAGUCAUCGAUGGCAGGACACUGAAACUCACUCCUUUCAAACAGGCCGGUGUGCCACCACCAAUGGCCUUCUGUGAGGCUGUUUUCGACUACAAUAUCAUUGACUGCGCCGUCGGUCAGGAUGGCCAAAGGAUUGCAGUCCUUACGACAGAAACGUUGGAGUUAUGUGAAUGGAAAACUCGCAAUAACGGUAAAGGCGACUUGGUAUUUACAACAAUACUAGAGCGGCGUUCCCACAGACAUCCGACUCUCCAGACAGCACCAGAGCCUCUCCACUAUACUCAGGUGUCCUUAUGUAACGACGAGGUAUUUCUCAUUGCACCAAUGCAGUCAAGGAGAGCAGCGUCUUGCUGGAAGUUGAUUUGGAACCAGAGUCCGAGCAUGUCUUGGGAACAGGUCCCUGCGCCUGAACAUUCUGAAAGCCUGAUAACAGACGUGUUUUUCGAUUCUAUAUUUGCCACCGAUCCGACUGAGAAUGCCACAGUUCAGCUCUCAGACUGCCCUCGGUCGACGGGCCUCGAGCCCGUCAAAUUAAACGGUAGUCAGCCCAACAGCUCCGUCUUUACGCUUCGCCCUACCGGGUCUCUUCAGGAGAAUGGUGAGACCAACGGCCACGUCCCGGAAUACCAUAAAGUCUCUCUAUCGCUCAAGGGAAACCUGUACGUCGACUACAUGCUUCUCGCUCGCGAAGUAACCUCCUACAUGUUGACCUCGACACACCUAAUCUUCACCACAUCCUCACAUCUCCUCAAAUUCGUCCAUCUCACCCAUCCUUCGGCAAUGCAAGUCCCCAACGACACGCCCGAGAUCGACGAACGAUGCAGAAACGUUGAAAGAGGCGCCCGUAUCGUGACGGUUAUCCCCUCCAUAUACGCUGUGGUUCUCCAAAUGCCCCGGGGAAACCUUGAGACGAUCUACCCGCGUCUCCUGGUUCUCUCUGGAAUACGCAAGCAUCUGAAGCAGCAGGACUACCUCACUGCUUUUCUGGCUUGUCAGACCCACCAGGUCGAUAUGAACAUCUUACAUGAUUAUGAUCCGGCGACCUUUCUGUCCAAUGUGCCCAAAUUCAUCGAUCAACUUAGAAGACCCAGCCGCGUGGACGGAUUUCUCUCGAAGCUAAGGGACGAGGACGUCACGCAGACGCUCUAUCGCGACACGACAUUGCAGUCCCAAUCUGAGCCAGAAGUACCCUCCGCCUCCAAUAUAAAACCGGCCAACGUUGCUCCAGGCAGCAAAAUCAAUAAGAUUGCGGACUCUUUCCUCUCCAACCUGACUUCAAGGCCUUCGUCCUACUUGCAAACUAUUAUAACGGCCCACGUUUGCAAGCGGCCUCCGGACUUGUUCUCUGCCUUGACGCUGGUGUCCACGCUCCUCCAGACGUCCAAAGAAGAUGCCGACGUUGCAAUCUCCCAUCUGUUCUUUCUCACGCCCAAUCCGUCCCUUCUGUUCGACGCCGCCCUGUCCCUCUACGAUCUUGAGUUGACACUCCUCGUGGCGCAGAAUGAUAUCUCGAGAGACCCAAGAGAAUACAUGCCAUAUCUGCAAUCUCUGCAGGAAAUGCCCGAGCUGAGGCGGAAGUAUGCGAUUGACGACCACCUCAAGAAAUACAGCAAAGCAUUGGUCUCGCUCCAUGCGAUGGGAGAGCACGAGCAAGUCGCGUCCUACACUGUCAGACAUUCCUUGUACACCACGGCGAUGGAGCUGUACAAGUACGAUCAAGUGCAUCUGACCGAAAUCACCCGCACGUACGCCGAAUAUCUUACUACCCAAAAAUCUCACCACGCGCAAGCUGCGACGCUGUACGAAUCACUGGGCGAUUACGACACCGCAUACAAGCUGUACGCACUGGCACACAAGUGGCGAGAAGCACUGACCUGCGCAACACUCGUUCCUUUGGCCGCGACGCAACUCACGUCGCUCGCUCAGAGUCUGGCGCAGACGUUGACGGAUGAAAACCGCGACUAUCGGGCAGCCGCGACGAUUCACAUUGACUACCUCUCCAAUAUUCCAGAGGCCGCAAGACUUCUGUGCCGGAGUUCUUAUUUCGCCGAAGCCAUGCGCGUCCUCGCCCACGGCAACCACCCCGUUUCAGAGAUCCACCAGAUCAUAGACGCAGGGCUAGGUGAGAAAGUCGGCGAGAUCCUCGAGCUCCUCGCAGACUGUCGCGCACAGUUGAACGCACAAGUCCCCCGUAUCGUCGAGCUCCGCAAGAAAAAGGAGGAAGAUCCACUGGCUUUCUUCGGGGGUGAUCCCACCACAGCCGCGGACGGUGUCGCAGGAGAUAUCCCGGACAACAUCUCCCUCGCGCCCACAGACGCCAGCACGCUGGGCGGCCAGAGCCUGUUCACCCGCUACGGCAGCAACGCAAGCAAGUUCGGCGGCACGGUGGCCUCCAACGUGUCCAGGAAGACGUCCAAAACGAAACGCCGCGAAGAACGCAAGCGCGCCCGCGGCAAAAAGGGCUCGGUGUACGAGGAGGAAUACCUCGUCGCCAGUGUGGGGCGACUGAUCGACCGCGUCAACGGCCUGCAUGAAGAAGUCGGUCGUCUCCUCGCAGGGCUCCUGAGACGGGGGAUGCGGGAGCAAGCCAGACAGGUUGACGAAAACAUGACGGAGAUCAGCCAGGCCUGCGGAAGAGCCAGAGAGGACGUCUGGGAGGUGGCAAAGCAGGAUGAGAAAGUUGAGCAGGCUGGAGAGAAUACAUAUGAUAAAGAUGGCCAAGGAAGACCUCCUGGAGCAGAGGGCGUGUUCUGGGAUAGCCUGCAGGAAAGCCAGAGGAAAAGAGAGGCGCCCGAGGUGAAGGGUUGGAUCUCCAGCGAAACUAUGGCUUCAUGA